GUGUAGCAUAACUAUAGAAAAAUAAAUAAAUCACAUAUAUUCAAUACAUGAUAUAAACAUUACACAUGUUGUAAACGCCAAAAUUCAAGUCGUGGAUGGAUGAUAGAAAAUAAAUUCCAUGCAUGAACCAUGACAAUGUUCUUAGUAGGGGAAGCUUCUUGGUACCAAUCAAAGGAGAAGAAACGUGACCCGACCCGACCCAUUCCCACCAAACUUUGAUUCUUUAUCCGUUUCUGGAUAAGCUUACUUUUCUUCUUCUAUCAUUUCCCUUUCAAAAUUCACUAUUUUUUAUUCUUAAAAUAUCACUAAAGCUUACUUUUCUUCCUCUAUCAGCUUCCUAAUAAAACUUACUAUACUUUAUGUUUACUUUUAUAAUAUCAAUAAAACAGAUACAAAAAUAAUACCUGAUGAUCUAAACUAUAACGUAACAUGGUUAUGUUUUAUCAAAAGAAUAUUUUUUUUUAAAUACAAUAAUUAAAAUUUUCAACGUUGCGGCGACUUUUAAAUUACCGUUUCUCACUUGUACACGCGUUUCAUACUAUCUGUUCAUCACCCAACUUCUUAUAAAUACGUUUUAUUCCAACUACAACUUCAUACCAAAAAACUCCUCUUUAUUUCUUCAACAAUACCUGCUAUAUUAUUUAUAAAAAAAAUGGUUAAUUUAGAUUGCAAAACCAAUAUUGUAUCUACAGAUAACAUGCCAAACAGAUCACCAAGACCUUCAUCAUCAACCAAACUUUCUGUUCUUGUUCCACCACCACCCCUUCAAGUUCAAGACUUAUCACCAGCAUCCGACACCGCGUGCACCGCAUACGAGCAUUACUUACGCCUUCCUGAAAUCAGAGACCUAUGGAACAAAGUUGAGUUUCCUGAAUGGAAAAAUGAAGCUGUACUCAAACCGGCUUUGCACGCUUUGGAGUUUACAUUCCGUUUUGUUUCGAUCGUGUUGUCGGAUCCACGACCUUAUGCGAAUCGCCGCGAGUGGAUGCGUAGGCUGGAGUCUUUGACAACGAGUCAAAUCGAGCUUAUUUCUUUGUUUUGUGAAGAGGACACGUGUACGGCCCCGAUUGUUAAUAUAGGCGAAAGCGGGGGUGUUUUAACGCGCGAGGGAAGCUCGGCGGAGGUGUGGAAGCUUAGCGAAGGCGAAGACGCGACGGUUUUAGUUAGCCAGAUAAGCGAGGAAAGCCUGUUACCACGGCUUGCCACGUGGAGGAAAUCCGAAAAUCUAGCACAAAAAAUCCAGUACACGAUAGAGUGCAACAUGAUGAGAUGUCCGUACACGUUAGGGUUAGGCGAGCCGAAUUUAAGCGGUAAGCCAAGCCUAAACUACGACGCGGUUUGCAAGCCAUCGAACCUUCAUUCUCUAACAAAAACGCCACCGGAUCAAUCUAAUGUCAACAACUACGAAAACCGAACGCUCUUCACCACGCACCAGAUCCUCGAGUCGUGGAUCCACGUCGCGCAGAAACUCCUAAUCCGAAUCGAAUCGGAUAUUAAUUCAAACGGUUUUGCAACCGCUUCAACUAACUGUUACAUUCUAGAACAGAUAUGGAAACUAUUAGCAAAGAUCGAAGAUCUUCAUCUACUAAUGGAUCCAGACGAUUUUCUCCGGUUGAAGAACCAGCUGGAUAUCAAAACAACAUGUGAAACCGAUUCGUUAUGCUUCAGAUCUAGAUCUCUAACCGAGAUUACGAAACUUUCGAAAAACUUAAGGCAUAAGGUACCGUACAUUCUCGACGUUGAAGUGGAUCCAAUGGGCGGACCUAUUGUUCAAGAGACGGCGUUAAAGUUGUACCGGAAAAAGGACAACGGCGUGAAGAUUCAUCUGUUGCAAGGAUUACAGGCGGUUGAAGCGGCGGUUAAGAAGUUUUAUUAUUCGUAUAAACAGUUGUUGGUGGUGGUGAUGGGGAGUGUGGAGGCGAAAGGUAAUUUGGCUUCUGUGACGGUGGAUUUGAAUGAUUCGUUGGGUCGGAUAUUUUUGGAACCGACUUAUUAUCCGAGUUUGGAUGGGGCGAAGACGUUUUUGGGAGAUUAUUGGAGUCAUGAAGGGAGAGGGAGGUAGACGGGUUGACUCGGUAGUGAGUUGGUGACUCGGUCGUGUUUUACAGGCAGGAUUAGGUUGGCGGAAAUUUGAAAAUUGGAAGUCAAUGUGACAUUUGGUGACUUAGACUAGGGGAUGUGGUCAACGGUCAAUGUUUUAUUUUUGUUUGUAUACAAAAGAUUAUUCAUGUAUUCCUUCCAUUCAAAACUUAAUAUAUAAAAUCUAUUGAUUUAUUUGUAAA
Messenger RNA from Helianthus annuus (common sunflower), 2282 nucleotides. RefSeq names its product nematode resistance protein-like HSPRO2. Bases 653 to 2062 code for a protein of 469 amino acids. Gene Ontology annotation, molecular function: heme binding; metal ion binding. Lineage: Eukaryota; Viridiplantae; Streptophyta; Magnoliopsida; Asterales; Asteraceae. The record is from RefSeq and is a predicted model, not a curated record. Gene Ontology annotation, biological process: defense response. The transcript has a single exon.